GAGGCGGCGCUGGCUGCCCGCCUCCGAGGCUGGGGCUGUCCGUGCGGCCGGGCGGAGGCGGGGCUGCCCGGCGCCACCUCCGACUACCUGGGAAGGCCUGGGCUGGCGGGCUAGCGGGCUAGCGAGGCCCCGGGCCCGCCGCUUCCUGUCCCCACACCCCCUGCCGAGGAGCCUCCCUCCGCGCCCCAACAUGGCGGGCGGGCACUGGGGUCCGCUGCUGACGGCGCUCCUGGCCGCCCGAGUCGCGACGGCGACGGAGGGCGGCCCCGAGCAGGCCGCGCUACCGGAGGAGCGGAGCCGGGUGCGGCCCAUGACCGCCUCCAACUGGACGCUGGUGAUGGAGGGCGAGUGGAUGCUGAAAUUUUACGCUCCUUGGUGUCCAUCCUGCCAGCAGACUGAUUCAGAAUGGGAGACAUUUGCAAAGAAUGGUGAAAUACUUCAAAUCAGUGUGGGGAAAGUAGAUGUCAUUCAAGAACCAGGUUUGAGUGGCCGCUUCUUUGUCACUACUCUCCCAGCAUUUUUUCAUGCAAAGGAUGGGAUAUUCCGCCGUUACCGUGGCCCAGGAGUCUAUGAAGACCUGCAGAAUUAUAUCUUAGAGAAAAAAUGGCAAUCAGUGGAGCCUCUGACUGGCUGGAAAUCCCCAGCUUCUCUGACGAUGUCUGGAAUGGCUGGUCUUUUUAGCAUCUCUGGCAAGAUAUGGCAUCUUCACAACUAUUUCACAGUGACCCUUGGAAUUCCUGCUUGGUGUUCUUACGUCUUUUUCGUCAUGGCCACCUUGAUUUUUGGCCUUUUCAUGGGUCUGGUCCUGGUGGUAAUAUCAGAAUGUUUCUAUAUACCACUUCCAAGGCAUUUAUCUGAACGUACUGAGCAGACUCGGAGGUCAGAGGAGGCCCACAAAGCUGAACAGCCACAGGAUGCAGAGGAGGAAAAAGAUGAUUCAAAUGAAGAAGAAAACAAGGACAGCCUUGUAGAUGAGGAAGAAGAGAAAGAAGACCUUGGUGAUGAGGAUGAAGCAGAGGAGGACGAGGAGGAGGACAGCCCGGCUGCUCGUGUGGACGAAGAGAGGAAUGACGCCCAGGACCAAGGGCCCCUGGGAGAGGUCCAGGAGGGGGGAGAAGCUGAGCCUGGAGAAGACGUGCCCGAGCAGGCCAGCCCAGCCCACACAGAGGUGGCAGAAGAUACCCUGAGGCAGCGCAGAAGUCAGCACGCCGACAAGGGCCCACAGGUCUAAUGACAGUAUUUCCGAGAAUUCAGACCAGAGGAGUAGUCAGCUUCCUUCUGGUCUGCAGUGUAAAUCAAAUCAUUAUUUUUUUUCUGAAUGAGCAAGCUUCUCUUAAAAAACAAUCUCUAGUCAUGUAGUCUCUGGCAUGAAGCCUCAUGUAUGUUAAUGAGAGUGUUUCAGACACGACAAUCAGGAAACAGAAAAACAGGGUGUUAGCAUCUGUUUGGGGACUUGGCAUGGGCACACAUUCAUUAGCUUGAGGCUAGAGAGUUUUGACCAGAGAAAGCACCCCGCAGGCGCCAUAAAACGCAAGCCAAGCCACACGACAACAUCCGCACAUCCGCACAUCCGCACAUCCGCAACACACAGAAGUCUUCUUGUGUUAAGUAUUCAUUUUUGUCAAACUUUAAGAGACAUCAGCCACCACGGUACAGAGACACUUUUUCAGAGAGAGAAAUUGAGAGGGCCCUGGUUAUUGUGGUAGAAAAGAGCUUGGACGUCAUCCCAACUCUCUAAAUCUCCUUUGUUAGGAUUUAUUUCUUACCUUUAGUAUUUCCAACUUUCCCACCACGGGCCUGCAGGCGCCCCACACUCUUCACAAUACUUCCUCAGUGAGAGGCCUCCGCUACACAUCAGCCGCCUUCGUUCUGACUGAAGGGUUUACAUAAUCCAGAACCAAAACCCACGGAGCUGUGACUGCCAAGGAUCUUGAAUGAAGUGUUGUAACCUUUGGAGAUUCAAAAGGAAGUAGGGAUUUUACAGGACAGAUUGUUGUUGUUGUUGUUUGCCAAAAUGUAGUAAAUUUUUUUUUCAAAAGGAUCCUUUAGCAAUAUUCUUUUUGAAGCCAGAAGUGCCCUAAGUGUUGCCAGUGCAAGGUUGUCUUGUGAAGAGAACUUGAAUACUUUGUUGUUUUGCUUCCAUCUCAAGGGGUUCUCUGGCUCUUGAACCACUUUAAUAUUAAGUGCAAAACCAUUUCUGGUUUUCUUUCAGUGAUGUGCUUUUGGUGAAAGAAUUAAUGAAAGUGAAUAUCUGGAAAUGAAAGAUUUGGUUUCCUUUCCUUCUUCCUUAAUCUUGUAAAGAAUUUUAUCCCUGUAAAUCUCUCAAUACUCAGUCUACUAAAAGUACCCAGGGGGCCCAAUUUCUUUUAGGGAAUCCAUCCAUCUACUUCUGCCUUACCUGAUUUAUGUCUUCGAAUAAAUUCAUAAAAUUAGAUUCCAAGCUUAUGAAAGAUGUCUGAAGUUGAUCCUACACCCUUUGGGUCCUGCAGAAAAACAAGUAAUACACGUUUAUGAAAUUCGAAAAGUUUCUGUCAUUUUUAUAAAGAAAUAUGCAGUAUACUCCUGUCUGGCUGUUUUGAUAACCCUUACCUUUUAUUAACUUUGAACACAGGCUCCUUGGAGGAGGGGGAGGUGCUGAGAUCCUCUACCCUUGAGUGGUUGGAUGGGCCUGUUGCAAGCCUCACACAAGGGAGUUUUUAUUCUGACAGAAUCCAAUUUUUAGAGAUGGUUAUUUCUCAUCUUUCCAACUCAGUUACCUGACAGUCUCAUCCCCCCGUACUGUGAGGUUCACGAGGAGUCGCCAAUAGUUUUUCUCUUCAGACAGCAACAGCACCUUGAGUUUGAGGCCAUCACAGAACUGACAGACUGGGAAAACCUUGACUUUGGCUCAUUUCCUGUCCCUCCACCAUGUACGUCUCUAACACAUCCUCAGCCCAAGCACCAUGGUUCUGAUGGUGGCAACUCCCUCUCCCUGAUCCUAGGAAGCUUUUGUGGAUCAUUGCUGAGUGGGGCCAGCCCUUCUGUCACUGGAUUUCUUUCUCUUAUAAUCAGCUGAAACAAUUUUCAAACAUCAGUAAGUUUAAAUUCAGAGGUAUGGAAUAAGAAAGGUUUCAUAGUUUGGCUUUUCUGUAUAAUACCUCCCCCUUUUACGCUCCUUAUAUUAAAACUUUUUUUUUUUUUUUUUUUAAGUGGAGUGUUUGACCAGAAGGGAAGGAAUGAAGAAAUAAAAUCCACUUUCACUUUUUAUAAAUGUAAGGCCAAUUUCCAAUUGGACCCCAAAUAAUACCUAAUUAUAUAACAAGAGAAAUGUAUGUUCUUUCUCAACAAUACUUUUAAAAAAUUGGAGGAAGAGGGGAAACCAGUUUGGAGAAGAAGAUUCAUUGAGAGUUGAAGCCUCUGUGGCUAUAGGAACCAUUUUUUUUAACAUCCUGGCAAAAGGUGGGGUUUUUAUUAAAUGGCCUGAUAAGUACACAUCUAAUUUGAUUUCUUUCCACUUGAGGCCUUUAGGUUUUCAGUAUUUACUGAAUAUAAAACUAAGGGGAAAAAAGUCAGUCUAAAAUAAUUUGAAAUUAGAUUAACAUUUCAGUAGGCUUUUAUGGAUUUUUUCUGGAGAUAAUCUAUUUAAUCCAGAAGUCAAAUGUGUGGAAACAUGAUUUUGAUUUAAAAAAUAAAAAAUAAUCGGGCGCCUGGGUGGCUCAGUUGGUUGAGCGACUGCCUUCGGCUCAGGUCAUGAUCCUGGAGUCUCUGGAUCGAGUCCCGCAUCGGGCUCCCUGCUCGGCAGGGAGUCUGCUUCUCCCUCUGACCCUCCCCCCUCUCAUGUACUCGCUCUCUCUCAUUCUCUCUCUCUCAAAUAAAUAAAUAAAAUCUUUAAAAAAAAAUAAAUAAAUAAAUAAAAAAUAAAAAAUAAUCAUGCUUCCUAUGUUGCAAUAUCAGUCAUCUAAUUACAGAAUAGUAUUUUCUGUAAAUCAAAAUUAGGAAAAUUAAAUAAAAGUGAUGGUAGAUUUGAGAAUGGGGGUGCAGUGUGUUAUAUGGGAGUAGUUUCUCUGAUGAGAGGGAAAGUCUGAAACUUCUAGCUACGUUUUUUUUAGUUUCUUUUAUCAUUCAUCUCUUGCUAGAUCUGCUCUACCACCCCAACUUGCUUAGAGAUCUCCUACUGGAGCUACAGAUAGGCAAUCCCACUUUUUUCUCUUUGAAGUCUAAGCACAGAAUGGGGUGACAGGCAGGACUCAUUCACUUCACAGGUCCCUGAACCUCAUGGGUGCAUACUUACAACCUCUUCUGGUGUGUGAGCCCUGUUAGCCACAGGCUUCUUUAACUACAAAAAGAAAUCCAAAAUAACGACUGUAAUGAAAAGUAAACAAGCGUUAGCCGGGUUGGCUUUUGACAGUGGAGAAGGCCAAAUUUUGACUUUUUUUAUGGCCAAAAUCCUUGUUGAUAACCAUGGCAUUGCUAUGUGAUUUGAGGAUAUGUAAGCCUGCAGAACUGGCAUUCUGUAACACCUUUGGGGGAAGGAUGAUAAAAACAUCUUCUAGCUGAGCACUUAGCCUUUAUAACUUUUACAACCAAGUCUUUAAGAGUGGAGCUUGUAUGCUGCUUUCCAGGAUGGCAAACAUUAAAGAGUCCCCCCCCCCCCAAAAAAAAAAAAA
This is a messenger RNA of Mirounga angustirostris (Northern elephant seal), 4646 nucleotides long. It is a transcript of the gene TMX4, whose product is annotated as thioredoxin related transmembrane protein 4. The record is from RefSeq and is a predicted model, not a curated record. Lineage: Eukaryota; Metazoa; Chordata; Mammalia; Carnivora; Phocidae. Bases 191 to 1231 code for a protein of 346 amino acids. Gene Ontology annotation, molecular function: disulfide oxidoreductase activity. The transcript has 8 exons. Gene Ontology annotation, cellular component: endomembrane system.